AUGUCUGACAUCGACAACCUCGCUAUCUCCACCAUCAGAUUGUUGGCAGUCGACCAAGUCGCCGCCGCCAACUCUGGUCACCCAGGUGCCCCAUUGGGUCUUGCCCAAGUUGCUCACAUCAUCUUCAAAAACAUGAUCCAAAACCCUGCCAGCCCAGAUUGGUUGAACAAGGAUAGAUUUGUGCUCUCCAACGGUCACUCUGUUGCUUUGCUCUACUCUCUUCUCCACUUGGCCGGUUACCCAUUGUCCAUUGAAGACCUCAAGCAAUUCAGACACAUCAACUCCAAGACUCCAGGUCACCCAGAAGCCGAAACCCCAGGUAUCGAUGUCACCACCGGUCCUUUGGGUCAAGGUAUCUGUAACGCUGUUGGUUUGGCUCUUGCUCAGGAACACAUUGCCGCUAGAUUCAACAAGCCAGGUUUUGAAAUCUCUAACAACUACACCUACUGUAUCUUGGGUGAUGGUUGUAUGAUGGAAGGUGUUGCCAGUGAAGCUUGCUCUCUUGCCGGUCACUUGAAAUUGUCCAAGUUGAUUGCCUUCUACGAUGACAACCAUAUCUCUAUUGAUGGUGACACUAACGUCGCUUUCACCGAAGAUGUCAACAAGAGAUACGAAGCUUACGGCUGGGAAGUCUUGUGGGUUAAGGACGGUAUGCACGAUUACGAAGGUAUCACCAAGGCCAUCGAACAAGCUAAGAAGUCCGACAAGCCAACUUUGAUUAGAGUCACCACCAUCAUUGGUUACGGUUCUAAGAUGCAAGGUACCCACUCUGUUCACGGUGCUCCAUUGAAGGCCGAUGAUAUCGUGCAAUUGAAGACUCACUUAGGUUUUGACCCAUCAAAGUCUUUUGUUGUCCCAGAAGAAGUUUACUCUUACUACAAGUCAUUUGCUGACUCCGGUGCCGCCGCUGAAGCUAAAUGGUCUGCUAUGCUCAAAGAAUAUUCCUCUCAAUACCCAGAAUUGGGCGCUGAAUUGAAGCGUAGAAUUGCUGGUGAAUUGCCAGCUGACUUGGAAUCAAUCUUGCCAACUUUCACUGCUGCUGACAAGGCCGUUGCCACCAGAAAAUUAUCUGAAGGUGUCAUUUCUAAGCUUUACGAUGCUGUUCCAGAACUUAUUGGUGGUUCUGCCGAUUUGACUGGUUCUAACUUGACCCGUGCCCCAGAUGCCGUUGACUUCCAACCUCCAUCUACUGGCCUCGGUGACUACUCUGGUCGUUACAUCAGAUUUGGUGUUAGAGAACACGGUAUGGCUGCCAUCUGUAACGGUAUUUCUGCUUAUGGUGCCAACUUCAUCUCUUUUGGUGCCACUUUCAUGAACUUUGUUUCUUAUGCCGUUGGUGCUGUCAGAUUGUCUGCUUUGUCUGGUCACCACGUUCUUUAUGUUGCCACCCACGACUCCAUUGGUCUUGGUGAAGAUGGUCCAACCCAUCAACCUAUUGAAACCUUGACUCACUUGAGAUCUAUUCCAAACUUGUCAGUGUGGAGACCAGCCGAUGGUAACGAAACCUCUGCUGCGUACCUCGUUGCCUUGAAGAACAAGCACACUCCAUCUGUUCUUGCCUUCUCUCGUCAAAACUUGCCCCAAUUGGCUGGUUCUUCCAUUGCCAAGGCCAGCAAGGGUGGUUACGUUGUCCACGGUUCCGAAGCCCCAGUUGCUGCUGUUGUCGCCACCGGUUCUGAAGUCGGUAUUGCUGUCGAAGCCGCUGAAUUGUUGGCUAAGGAAGGUGUUAACAUCAAUGUUAUCUCCUUGCCAGACUGGUUCACCUUCGACGCUCAACCAAAGGACUACAAGCUCAGUAUUUUCCCAGAUGGCUUGCCAGUCAUGUCCUUCGAAGUCUUGUCUACCAACGGUUGGUCCAAGUAUGCUCACGAACACUUUGGUUUGGACAGAUUUGGUAUCAGUGGUAAGGGUCCAGAUGUGUACAAGUACUUUGAAUUCACUGGUGAAGGUGUUGCUAAGAGAGUUAAGAAGGUUGUUGACUUCUACAAGGGUACUGAAGUUAAGAGUAGAUUGAAUACUGCUUUGUAA
Molecule: messenger RNA, 2028 nt
Organism: Saccharomycopsis crataegensis
Lineage: Eukaryota; Fungi; Ascomycota; Saccharomycetes; Ascoideales; Saccharomycopsidaceae
Product: transketolase family protein
Exons: 2
Coding region: 1-2028 (675 amino acids)
Biological process (GO): pentose-phosphate shunt
Cellular component (GO): cytosol; nucleus
Molecular function (GO): transketolase activity
Source: RefSeq, a predicted model, not a curated record